AUGGAGAUGGAACUUUUUCUAAGAGAGACCUUGAGAAAGGAAACGUUCUACCACACUAUCGGCGGGGAUUUGGCAGAUUUGCAUCCAUUGAAGUUCGUAGAGAAGCUGGAAAAUGACGACAAAGAGGAAGUUGUUUGUGUGGACUGCAACAAACCGGUCGUACUGGGUCUCGCUUUCAAAUGCAAGGCCUGCCCAUAUCUCUGUCAUGUAUCAUGCUUGGGAAAAACUAUGCUCUUCGAGUCAACAUUUUAUUUUCAUUUCGGUGGUGGGCAUGAUCAGUUGAUGUUGACUGAAGAGCUAAAAAAUGAUGGCAAGGAGGGAGUUGUUUGUGUGGUGUGCAAGGAGAAAGUAGAGGAGGGUCCUAGAUACAAAUGCUCCGCCUCUGAAUGUCACUUCCAGCUUCACAAAUCAUGCGCCCAGCUGCCCCGAAAAAUGCACCACCCCUCGCACCCAAACCACAUCCUUAUUCUUCAACUGCCAAGACUAUAUUCCAGUGAGAGUAAUUGUAAUGCUUGCGAUAAAAGGUGCGAUAAAUGCCUCUUUUACAAGUGUGAGGAGUGCGAUUUUAUAAUUGACAUCACAUGUGCUACCCGCACGCAAGUUAAUAAUACCGACGGCUGCCGACACGGAUUCGUCCCGUUCUUUAAGAAGAUCCACUUCACUUGUGAAGCCUGUGGUCGGGAAGGCACGGACUUCGCCUCCUUAUGUACCAUCUGUCGACUCUUUAUCCACUCCAGAUGUGCUGAAUUUCCACGCAAUAUGAUAAUUUCAAGACACGACCACAGCCUCGCUCUUAUCUAUAAUUCCCUUCAUCAUCAAGUCAAGGAUUUUAACAAUGUAUUCUGUAAAUUAUGUGGUGAAGAGGUGAAGACACAAUAUGCAACUUUCUCUUGUCAGGAAUGUGAUUUUGUGACACAUUUGUACUGUGCAAAAGCAUGUAGACGCGAGUCGCUGCCAGAGAAAUCUAUAGAUGUUAUGAAAAAGAUCAACGUAGGUGAGAUACAACAUUUUAGCCAUUCACAUAAUUUAAUUCUUAGCCAUGAGGAAAUCCUGCAUUAUAAGUUGUGUGAUGGUUGUAUGCAUUUUAUAAUCUCGGCCCCGUUCUACAACUGUACGCAAUGUGACUUCUUUCUUCACACUACAUGUGCUCAACUACCAAAAGAGAAGAAACACAUACUUCAUCAACACACGCUCGCCCUCCUCCCAGAUGCACCUUAUGCUGGUGGAUUAUUCUUUUGUGAUGCUUGUGGCCGUUUUCGUCAUGGCUUCACCUACAGAUGUGAAACGUGCGAUUUUAAUAUGGACGUUCAAUGUUGUUCAAUUCCAAAAUCCCUGGAACAUGAAGGUCACCAACACUCACUCUUACUUCCUGUAAUUUCUCAUAAAAAUUGCAGUGCUUGUGAUCACGAAUACCAGAUUGGCAACAUUAGGGGGAUAUUUGUAUGCACUACUUGUGAUUUCGCCUUGGAUUUUAAAUGUGCAACACUUUCACUCGUAGCUAAGCAUAGCUAUGACAAACAUCCCCUUGAACUCACCUACGCUGCUAAAGACAAUUCCAAAGAACAUUAUUGUCUGAUUUGUGAAGAAGAAAUGAAUCCAAAGCACUGGUUUUAUUAUUGUGCAACAUGUGACUUUCCUGCUCAUCCCCAAUGCGUUCUAGGGAAAUAUCCAUACAUCAAGUUUGGAAAAACUUUCAAAGAUAAACAUCACCAACACCCUAUCACCAUUGUUCGAAAGACUGAGUGCUCGCCUCCGUGUGAUGCCUGUGGCGAGACUUUCAAUGGCAUGGCCCUAGAAUGCUGUCGAUGCAAGUUGAACGUCCACUACUGGAAUCCUGAGUGUUGGGAAAAAUUAAAUGAUCAAGUGCUAUGUCCGUAA
This is a messenger RNA of Alnus glutinosa, 1878 nucleotides long. RefSeq lists its product as uncharacterized. NCBI's taxonomy places the organism in Eukaryota, Viridiplantae, Streptophyta, Magnoliopsida, Fagales, Betulaceae. Bases 1 to 1878 code for a protein of 625 amino acids. The transcript has a single exon. The record is from RefSeq and is a predicted model, not a curated record.